AUGUAUCACCAGGUGUUGCUGUGCUCAAGAUCAACGCAAUCACACGCUCAACUAGCGAAGUUUCAUAUUCACGUCAAUCUUUUUGCACAGCAACUUCCAUUUCUCAACGUCGUGUUGCCAAGGGUUGCAAACAACGCUCAUCUUCCAACUAUCAAACAUCGUGGAUGCGUAAGAAACAGUGAAACAUUUAAGCACACGAGGUCGCCUGUUCUGUGA
This is a messenger RNA of Necator americanus (New World hookworm), 216 nucleotides long. RefSeq lists its product as uncharacterized. The transcript is spliced from 4 exons. The record is from RefSeq and is a predicted model, not a curated record. Bases 1 to 216 code for a protein of 71 amino acids. Lineage: Eukaryota; Metazoa; Nematoda; Chromadorea; Rhabditida; Ancylostomatidae.